CCUCGUACUCCACAAGCCUAGUGCCUGUGCAUAGAUGGAGCAGAGUUAAACGAGGCAGCAGCAGAAGCUGAUAACACAUUUCAUAUAUCCCUUCGUGCAUUCUUCUCAGCGCCUUGAGCAAACUAACAGCUACUGAAGACCAAAUUCAGGAGCACAGUGACAGUGUGAUGGUGGCAAAUUGAGCACAGGGAUGUGAGCAGACCAGUAAAGAUGACCCUGCUGGCAGGCGAUGGCUCUGACUAUGACUACAGUGCCCUGAGCUGUACCUCUGAUACCUCCCUUAACCCACCUCCCCUACAAGAGGAGGAGGCUCAAAAGGGAGCCUUCUACAAGAGGGCACAACGUGCCCCUGAGCUCAGCACCAUCCAUGAUGACACAUUACUGUCCAGUGCCCGUAAACUACACGCCAUCAUCAAUGUGGGUGGCUUGCGUUACCAGCUGCCUUGGACCACCUUAGAAGACUUUCCGCUGUCUCGUCUGGGCCAGCUACACCUCUGCAGCAGCUUUGAUGAGAUCAUGGGUAUCUGUGAUGACUAUGAUGUUACACACAAUGAAUUCUUCUUCGACCGCAGCCCCUGUGCCUUCCGUACCAUCCUGACCUUCCUGCGGGCAGGGAAGCUGCGGUCCCUCAGAGAGAUGUGCGCCCUCUCCUUCAGGGAGGAGCUGCACUACUGGGGGGUCCCCGAGGAGAGCCUGGAGUGGUGCUGUCGUCGGCGUCUGCUGCAGCGUGUGGAGGAGUUUGAAACGAUGGAAAGGGCAGAGGAGGAAGAGGAACUCCUGGAGGAUCUGCUGGAUUCACACAGUGGCCACAAGGAGCAUCCAGCAGAGUCCAGACUCAACCGGUGCAUGGGCAAGCUAAGAGACAUGGUGGAGAGGCCUCACUCAGGCCUCCCUGGGAAGAUCUUUGCUUGUUUGUCAGUGUUGUUUGUCACCAUCACUGCCGUCAACCUAUCCAUCAGCACCAUGCCUGCCAUGAGGGAAGAGGAGGAGGCGGGCACAUGUUCCCAGAUGUGCUACAACAUCUUCAUUGUGGAGACGGUGUGUGUGGCCUGGUUCUCCCUGGAGUUCACUCUGCGCUUCAUUCAAGACCGCAGCAAGCUGACCUUCCUCAGACAGCCCCUGAACCUGAUAGAUGUGGUGGCCAUCCUGCCGUACUACAUCACCUUGGUGGUGGACAGCACAUCCAAAGGCGAGAAGCGGCUGGGCUCUGGCAGCAGCUACUUGGACAAAGUGGGCUUGGUGUUGCGAGUCCUGAGAGCCCUGCGUAUCCUCUAUGUGAUGCGGCUAGCUCGCCAUUCACUGGGCCUGCAGACUCUGGGCCUGACAGCACGCCGCUGCACACGGGAGUUUGGACUGCUCCUCCUUUUCCUAUGUGUGGCCAUCGCACUGUAUUCCCCCUUAUUGUACUUGAUUGAGAAUGAAAUGGGAACCACGCAGGAGUUCACCAGCAUCCCUGCAACCUACUGGUGGGCUGUCAUCACCAUGACGACAGUGGGCUAUGGCGACAUGGUGCCAAGAAGCAUCCCGGGCCAGGUGGUGGCUCUGAGCAGCAUCCUGAGCGGAAUCCUCCUCAUGGCCUUCCCCGUCACCUCCAUCUUCCACACCUUCUCGCGGUCCUAUGUGGAGCUGAAGCAGGAGCAGCAGAGGCUGCUGCAGAGGAGGACACACUUUCUGCUGCGGAGCCGCAUGGCUGGCCUGAGCAGCAACCUCUCACUAGAGAGUGAUAUGCUCUUCCCUAUAGGGUCGUCUGACACCAGAGAUAUGGACGACUGAGACUGGUGGAAAAGGAAGGAGUAGGACAGAAAGUGAAGAAGAGGGAGAGACUGAUGGUGCAAAGAGAGAGAGAGAGAGAGAAAAGGGGGUAAGGAGGAAGGAAUGUAGAUAGAAAGGUGGAGAGAGAAGUAUAAAUACAAAUGAGAAAAUGAUUUUUCUUUAUUCCCAGAAAUGCAGCCUUGCCAUGUAGCAGUGUACUUUCAGUUAAAGAUAAUACACCAAGAGGAGAAGAGGAUGAGAUUAGUAUUGGUAUUAAAUAAAUGUUUCCAUCAAAAAGUAUCUUUGAAUGAAAUGCAUUAUACCAUAAAAUAUGAAAUAUAAGUCCAAUUUACAGAAAAAAAACAUGGAGCAUAAUAAUGAUUUAUAGUCUUACAACAGUCUUAUAUGAAAUAUGUUAUUUAACAAAAGACAUAACUAAAGAGCUCAAGUACUACGUCUUUAUGAUCCAACAACAUAGUGAUGUUUUUCAUCUCUGAUUUCUUCAAAUGUUUUAAUGGAUUUGUUGAUGUCAUUUGCUCGUGGGAGUUAACCAGUGCCACAAAUGCUCUCUGCUCUUGUUAAGUCCAAAUGGUGAAAUGGAAUUUAUAUCCAAGCUAAAAUGUGACCCUUAAUCCACUGAUUAUUUUCUGAAUGACUGUGCAACUUCUGGGAAUUAUAUUGGGCUGUUCAAUAUUUCUCCCACUCUGGCACUGUCAGCCACAUAUUAAUUAUGAUGUGUUAAUUAUCCUUCUUCAACUCCUUGAGGUUCCAUAUGCAAUUUUUAAAUAUAUUUGGACAUUGGAGAUAG
This is a messenger RNA of Micropterus salmoides (largemouth bass), 2560 nucleotides long. RefSeq names its product potassium voltage-gated channel, subfamily G, member 1 (gene kcng1). Lineage: Eukaryota; Metazoa; Chordata; Actinopteri; Centrarchiformes; Centrarchidae. The record is from RefSeq and is a predicted model, not a curated record. Gene Ontology annotation, molecular function: delayed rectifier potassium channel activity. The transcript has 3 exons. Gene Ontology annotation, biological process: regulation of delayed rectifier potassium channel activity; protein homooligomerization; potassium ion transmembrane transport. Bases 211 to 1773 code for a protein of 520 amino acids. Gene Ontology annotation, cellular component: membrane; voltage-gated potassium channel complex.